AUGAUUUACAGUAACAAAAUUGGACAUUACCUCUUUACUUAUUUUGACAUUAAUGAAAUCAGUAAAUAUAUUGGCAUUGGACACGUGACUCAGAUGAACUGCACUCGGGUGACAGAGUUUAUUCUUGUGGGCCUCACAGAUCGCCAGGAGUUGAAAAUGCCCCUCUUUCUGGUUUUCUUAUCCAUCUACCUGUUCACAGUGGUGGGUAACCUGGGCUUGAUCCUUAUCAUCAGAACAGAUGCCAGACUCAACACCCCAAUGUACUUCUUCCUUAGCCACUUGGCAUUUGUUGAUUUCUGUUACAGUUCUGUCAUCACACCCAAAAUGCUGGGCAAUUUCCUGUACAAAGUGAAUGUCAUCUCCUUCAACGCUUGUGCCGCUCAGCUAGGCUGUUUCCUGGCUUUCAUGACAGCUGAGUGCUUGCUCCUGGCCUCCAUGGCCUACGAUAGAUACGUGGCCAUCUGUAACCCGUUAUUGUACAUGGUUGUAAUGUCUCCACGCAUCUGUCUUCAGCUCGUGGCUGCCCCUUACAGCUACAGCUUCUUGGUUGCGCUGUUUCAUACCAUCCUCACCUUCCGUCUUUCUUACUGCCAUUCGAAUGUCAUCAAUCAUUUCUAUUGUGAUGACAUGCCUCUCCUCAGGCUGACUUGCUCAGACACUCAUUCCAAACAGCUGUGGAUCUUCGCCUGCGCGGGAAUCAUGUUCAUUUCCUCCCUUCUCAUCGUCUUUGUGUCUUACAUGUACAUUAUUGCUGCCAUCCUGAGGAUGCGCUCUGCAGAGGGGAGGCACAAGGCCUUCUCCACGUGUGGCUCCCACAUGCUGGCCGUUACCAUUUUCUACGGAACCCUCAUCUUUAUGUACCUCCAGCCUAGUUCAAACCAUUCCCUGGAUACCGAUAAAAUGGCUUCAGUCUUCUACACAGUGAUGAUCCCCAUGUUGAACCCAUUGAUCUACAGUCUUCGCAAUAAGGAAGUGAAAGACGCCCUGAAGAAGCUGGUUGUAGACAAAAAUCAGGCCUUUGUGUUCCUGAAACUAAAAAAGUGA
Messenger RNA from Elephantulus edwardii (Cape elephant shrew), 1044 nucleotides. Its product is annotated as olfactory receptor 1044-like. The record is from RefSeq and is a predicted model, not a curated record. Gene Ontology annotation, cellular component: membrane. Gene Ontology annotation, molecular function: odorant binding; olfactory receptor activity; G protein-coupled receptor activity. The transcript is spliced from 2 exons. Bases 1 to 1044 code for a protein of 347 amino acids. Gene Ontology annotation, biological process: sensory perception of smell; G protein-coupled receptor signaling pathway. NCBI's taxonomy places the organism in Eukaryota, Metazoa, Chordata, Mammalia, Macroscelidea, Macroscelididae.